Zeugodacus cucurbitae (melon fly) is the source of this 1767-nucleotide messenger RNA. It is a transcript of the gene SF2, whose product is annotated as probable splicing factor, arginine/serine-rich 3. Gene Ontology annotation, molecular function: mRNA binding. NCBI's taxonomy places the organism in Eukaryota, Metazoa, Arthropoda, Insecta, Diptera, Tephritidae. The coding region runs from base 153 to 875 and encodes 240 amino acids. The record is from RefSeq and is a predicted model, not a curated record. Gene Ontology annotation, cellular component: nucleus; ribonucleoprotein complex; cytoplasm. The transcript has 3 exons.
UAUAAUGAAAUGUCCGCCAUUAUUGCAAAGUUGAUUGUGGUAAUUGAGUGAUUUAAAGAACUUCGCGGAGAUUUAGUCGUGAUAAAAUAUAAAUAAUCUGUUGAGUUAAUAUCAACUUAAUUUUAUUUGUUCAAAUUAAAAACUUUUAAAGCAUGUCUCGCAGUGAAAGUCGCAUUUAUGUUGGGAAUUUACCACCAGAUAUCCGAACAAAGGAUAUACAAGAUCUUUUCCACAAAUUUGGUAAAGUAUCAUUCGUAGAUUUGAAAAAUAGGCGUGGUCCGCCAUUUGCUUUCGUGGAGUUUGAUGAUGCACGCGAUGCAGAAGACGCAGUAAAAGCUCGUGAUGGCUACGAUUACGAUGGGUACAGAUUGCGAGUGGAAUUUCCUCGUGGUGGUGGACCAGGUAGUUUCCGUGGAAAUCGCAAUGACCGGAGCCGAAAUGAUGGUGGCCGAGGUGGAGGUGGUGGCGGUGGUGGACGCGGGCCGCCAACUAAGCGUUCACAAUAUCGAGUCAUGGUAACAGGCUUACCAUCUUCUGGCUCAUGGCAAGAUUUAAAAGACCAUAUGCGAGAAGCAGGUGAUGUGUGCUUUGCUGAUGCUUACAAAGAUGGUACAGGUGUUGUGGAAUUUUUACGACAUGAAGAUAUGAGAUACGCCAUCAAAAAAUUAGAUGAUUCACGCUUUAGGUCGCAUGAGGGUGAGGUAUCAUAUAUACGUGUUCGAGAAGAUACCGCUGAAGGCGAUCGUGGUGGGCGUGAUAAUCGCGAUAGGUCCAGAUCAUACUCUCCACGUGCACGCCGCCGAGGUACUCCUACUUAUUCUCCUCUACGCCGUUCAUAUUCCAGGUCAAGAUCUCGUUCACGUUCAAAUUUUUAAUUUAAUAUUACAAGUUUUUAAAAAUCAUUCAAACAAACACGGCCAAAUAUAAUACUUUGAAGAGUGACAGCUGAAAAUUGAUGAUUGAUGUACCAAUGGUUAUAUACAAUUAUCCUUUAUAUCCCUCAAACAUUUUCAAUCCAAACUGAAUAUUAAGUUGAACCGAAUUUUUAAAGAAUUUAUUAGGUGUUCAGAACCUUACAUUCGAUCUUAACAUAGAUACACUUAAUAAAUUUGCUUUUUUUGAGAACAAAUUUCAAUACUUAAUAUGAAUUAAUUUUUCUAUAAAACUAAUAAGAAUUUAUGAGGUAUUUAAAAAAAAAUUAAAAUUACACAUCAUUACACAUUAUGAAAAAAUACUAAUAAUUAUAUCUUUAUGAUUUUGUUAGAUUUUUUUAAGUAAUAAAAUACAGCAUUUGAAUUAUGUUAUAAUAUUAAUAUAUUUUUCUUCUUUCCGCUCUAUUCACGAAAUAUGUAAUGGAUGGAAUGGAAAUAUGGAUUAUUGGGAGUAACUAUAAUGAAAAUAUGGAUAACAGGAUUGUGAGGAUUUGGAUUUUUAUAUAAGGAAAUGAAUAUAUCACUGCUGAGCAUCUACCAUAAGUGGUAUUUUCGCGCGAGAUUUCGUUUCUUCUUUCAAUUCAACGUACCGGAUUGCUGCUAUAUUUCUUUCUGCUGUAAGAGAAUACUCUCGUGAAUGUAGCAGCUUCCUGCGUUACAUUCAUUUGUCUAUCCCACUAUUUUCGCUUCGAUUUUGUUUAAUAUAAUUCGAAGGAGAAGGAACAUAAAAUUGGUACUACAUGUUGUAUAGGACAAUUUAUAGGACUGCGAGGGAGGAUUAUUCAUUCAACCUUAAAAAUUAGGUUUCAACCAAACAGUAAAGUUUACCAUAAUG